This is a messenger RNA of Xiphophorus couchianus (Monterrey platyfish), 1396 nucleotides long. Its product is annotated as hairy/enhancer-of-split related with YRPW motif protein 2-like. The record is from RefSeq and is a predicted model, not a curated record. Gene Ontology annotation, molecular function: DNA binding; protein dimerization activity. Bases 387 to 1205 code for a protein of 272 amino acids. Gene Ontology annotation, biological process: regulation of DNA-templated transcription. The transcript has 4 exons. NCBI's taxonomy places the organism in Eukaryota, Metazoa, Chordata, Actinopteri, Cyprinodontiformes, Poeciliidae.
CUGUCUCGCGCGCUCCCACUCUGAAGCAGCUUCAGAGGAGAUGGUUGAGUGCGCGUGCGCGUUGCUCCGUGGGAAAGCAGCUGCAGCAGAGGAUGAGGAGGAGGAUGAAGAGACGGGACACAGCGGCCGUCAGCCCAGUCCGCCGCCGACACGCAGGCUCCCGCCGCGGGGUUUUCACCGGAGACACUCCGCUGGAAGAUCCGCUCCGGAUCCGAGAGAAAAGUUCUGAUUCCUGGAGGAAAUCCGGAGGAGAUCCCUGAUUCUAGAAAACUUCCGAGACUCUGACGGGUUCGGGUCCAAACCAGGAAUGCCGGCUCCGGGUCUCCUCCGGCUGUGACCCGGCUCUCUCCGGGGACUCCCGCCAGCUCUCCCCGCCGCCGGGCGCCAUGAAGCGGCCGUGUGAGGAGAGCAGCCCGGCGGAGCGUGAGAGGCUUCCUGCGGGGGAUCCGGUCGGACGCGCGUCUCCGGCGGCGCAGCUGAUGGCGAGGAAGCGGCACAGAGGGGUAGGUCGGCCGGCACGUCGCCGCGUCCGGAGGCCCGGCGCCUCCGACGCUCCUUCAGUUUCCUGUCGGUUCCAGAUCAUCGAGAAGCGGCGCAGGGAUCGGAUCAACGGCAGCCUGUCGGAGUUACGGCGACUCGUCCCGACGGCCUGGGAGAAACAGGGUUCUGCUAAACUGGAGAAAGCCGAGAUCCUGCAGAUGACCGUGGAGCAUCUGAGGACGCUGCAGGCGGGAGGCACAGGUCAGCAGGAAGCGCUGGCGCUGGACUUCCUGUCUCUGGGCUUCAGGGACUGUGUGAACGAAGCGUUCUGCUACCUGAGCGCCAUGGAGCCCCUGGACUCCUGCAAUGCGCUGCGGCGCCGCCUGCUGGCCCACCUCAGCUACUGCGCGGCCCAGCGGGACGCCGCCGCCAUGACGGCCCGCCUGCAGCCCCGCCCUCCCCCUUACAGCCACUGGGUGGCGACACUGCACCCGCCGCCUUUCGGACCGGAUGGCGGCGCCCCCCAGAGGCCGGUGGAGCUGCUGCAGCACGAUGUGACCUCCAGCUCACCUUCACCUUCCUCCUCCUCUUCCUCUUCCUCCCUGCUGCCCCCUCCUCUCACCGCCCCCCUCUUCUCCUUCCCCUUCGCUCUGCCCUUCCUCCCCUCCUCCUCUUCCUCACAGCCCCCCCACCCACCCUGGAGCUCCGAGGUGGGGGCCUUAUGACCUCUGACCCCAGCAGCACGUCCUGUCCAUUUCUGAUGGUCGAACCAGAACCAGAACCACCUUCACAUCCGUUUCACUGUUUAUCUAAAAUCUGUUUAAAAGUUUUAAUGUGAAAUUUCUCCUGAUAAAGAAUCAGAACCAGGCUGAGGAAAUGUUUAAGUCCAGAGAAGAAAUAAAGCAACAAAAUAAUA